This is a messenger RNA of Ananas comosus (pineapple), 1988 nucleotides long. RefSeq names its product glucan endo-1,3-beta-glucosidase 10. Gene Ontology annotation, biological process: carbohydrate metabolic process. The transcript is spliced from 6 exons. Gene Ontology annotation, cellular component: plasma membrane. Lineage: Eukaryota; Viridiplantae; Streptophyta; Magnoliopsida; Poales; Bromeliaceae. The record is from RefSeq and is a predicted model, not a curated record. Bases 282 to 1988 code for a protein of 568 amino acids. Gene Ontology annotation, molecular function: hydrolase activity, hydrolyzing O-glycosyl compounds.
UACAACUCCUACGUGGGCCGGGCCCACUUCCCCAAUCCCCAUCACCUCACUCCCACUGGUCACUACUCCCCACUCCUCACUUGCAACGGCUCGAACGCAAAAAAAAGCUUAUAAACCCAUCCCCACUCUCGUCUUCUCCGCAACCUCUGCUUCCUCUCUCUCUCUCUCUCUCUCUCUCUCUCUCCUUUAUAAGGAACAUUAGUGGGUAGAUACACAAUAAAGGAGCCUCCUUUUCUCAUCCCACAUUUCCCCUCCUCGUUCACCACCCUGCCCUUCUCCGCAUGCUCUGUUUGUCGGAGAGCAUGGGACCUCUCAGCGCUCGCUCCCUCUCGCUCCUCCUCCUCCUCUCCCUCCUCUCCUCCAAACACUCCGCAGAGGGUGGGUCUAUAGGAGUGAACUACGGGCGCGUGGCCAACAACCUCCCACCGCCGCCCAAGGUGGUGGAGCUCCUCAAGUCCCAGGGCAUAACGCAGGUGAAGCUGUACGACGCGGACCCGGGCGUGCUCCGCGCCUUCGCGGGGUCCGGGAUCAGGGUGGUGGUGGCGCUCCCCAACGAGCUCCUCGCCGCGGCCGCGUCGCGCCCGGGCUACGCGCUCGGGUGGGUGCAGCGCAACGUGGCGGCGUACUACCCGGCGACCCAGAUCGCGGCCGUGGCCGUGGGCAACGAGGUGUUCGCGAGCCCGCGCAACCUCACCGCGCUCCUCGUCCCGGCCAUGACCAACGUCCACGCCGCGCUCGCGCGCCUCGGCCUCGACGCCGCCGUGAAGGUCUCCUCCCCCAUCGCCCUCACCGCGCUCCGCGCCUCGUACCCGCCCUCCGCGGGCGCGUUCCGGAGCGACCUCGCGGAGCCCGUGAUGCGCCCGAUGCUCGACCUCCUCGGCCGCACCGGCUCCUAUCUCAUGGUCAACGCCUACCCCUUCUUCGCCUACUCCGCCAACGCCGCGCUCAUCUCCCUCGACUACGCCCUCUUCCGCCCCAACGCCGGCGUCCUCGACCCGGGCAGCGGCCUCAAGUACUACAGCCUCUUCGACGCCCAGGUGGAUGCGGUGUAUGCGGCGAUGGGGGCGGUGGGGGGCGAGGAGGUGAGGGUGGUGGUGUCGGAGACGGGGUGGCCGUCGAAGGGGGACGGGAAGGAGACGGGGGCGGGGGCGGGGAACGCGGCGGCGUACAACGGGAACCUGGUGCGGCGCGUGCUGUCGGGGAACGCGGGGACGCCGCGGCGGCCGCAGGGGGACGUGGACGUGUUCCUGUUCGGGCUGUUCAACGAGGACCUGAAGCCCGGCCCCACCUCGGAGCGCAACUACGGCCUCUUCUACCCCUCCGAGGACAAGGUCUACGACAUCGACUUCGUCCUCGGCGGCGGCAAUGGGAGCAGCAGCAGCAGCAGCAGUGGGGGAGGGUUGAGGUGGGAGGAGGAGAGAGGGGGAAAGGGGACGGGGACGGGGGAGAGGUGGUGCGUGGCGAAUGGGGUGGUGGGGAAGGAGCGGCUGCAGAGGGGGCUGGACUACGCGUGCGGGGAGGGAGGGGCGGACUGCAGGGCGAUACAGCCCGGGGCGGGGUGUGUACGAGCCGAACACUGGUGGAGGCGCAACGCUCCUACGCUUCAACAGCUAGAUACCGAGAGCAAGGGCCUCGGCAUCGGCACCUGCCGACUUCCAGGGUCGCCGCCUACGUUCGUCUGCCCCAGCCCCCGAUUGGCUAAGGAACUUAAAAAUAGUUUUGAGUUCCGAAAGCUCAGUUAUGUUCUCGACCAGGACCCCCCACGUUACACAAACCGUCCAACAGCUGAUCAAACGACAGCUCAAGAAAAAUGGACGGAUGACGAUAAUAAAGUAAGGAUUUGUAUGGUGAGCAAAAGCCGGGAUCUGCCUCGUUUUGAAGUGUCCAAAAGACUCUUUAAAGCCAAGAUGCAAGAUGGGCAGUCUGUUCAUGAUCACUGUUUGACAAUGAUCAAAGACCUCGAGGAGCUUGAGAAGCUCUUGGCGUGA